UUGCAAGCUUGCGACAUCUCGAAUUCCGAUCGAAUCCUGACAUCUGAUUGGUCAGAUUGUUUAUCCGUAUGAAAAGCGGUUUAGGAGCCAUUCAGGGUUUACAACAGCAAACCCCAGUGAUUUAUCCAGAUAACCUCACGUAACUAUUUGCUAGCUACAGCUAUAACUAUUUCUUCCAUAAAGCUGCAGAGGUUAGUGUGGCUCGUGUGCAGGCUGAGGAGGUGCAGCUUCAGCAAGGGGUGAGGGGAGGAGAGGGGGGAGGAGGAGGUGGAGGAGCUGUCUUUGAAGAACCAGCAGGAGCCAGGCCAUAUCAGUACACCUGCUCAGCUGCAGGAAGAGCAGGACCAGCAGGGCCCCACACUGGAGACAACAGAGGACCACACACAGCAUGCAGAGGUAGACUUACUGUGUGCCAAAGAGGGGAUGCGAUGUGAAUACUGAACACAAUGGAUGAGUGAAUGUCUGAUUGAAUCAAUGCAAGAUUUCUUGGGGUCUGGUUUUGUAGAGCAUCAUCGAAAACCUGCAGAGGAAGAUCACGUCACUAGAGGGCGCUAUCACCAAAGUGACACCUGUAAGACCACGACUGAUACCACUAUAUUGCAAUCUAAUUCAACAGGCAUAAAGAAAAUAGUAUAAUCAAUAGCCUACAUUUACCAUCCACCCUGGCUUCUGGGUUCUGGGCUAUGUCUCAGGAUAGCGAGUCAGCAGACACUGAACCAAUAGAACUUGAGACCCAGCUGAACCCCACAGUAGAGCAGAAUCAGGAGCAGGACCUGCAGGCCUUACUGGACCAGUUGCACCAGGAGAGAGACAGUCUGAACAGACUGGUGCAGAAGCUCAGCCUCACAGAGAGAGAGCAGGUCCUGUUCACAGAGCCAGGCAGCAGGGGGAAACGUGGCUCUCGUCUGGACAGCUUCUUGCGGAGCGUGGAGGAGGAGAGGGACUACUACAGACAGGAAGCAGACAGCCUGAGGAGGAUGCUGAGGAGCAGGUGCUCCUGUAGCCCCUGUCGGGGGCACCUCCAGAGCCGCAGCCCCACCCGCCAGUCCCCUGUCAAGGGGGGCAGCUAUGAUUCUGAGCUGAUCAGGGUCUUGAGAGAGCGGGACGAGAUGCAGAACAUGCUGGAUAAGUAUGAGCGCCACCUGUCAGAGAUCCAGGCCAACGUGAGAGUUCUGACUGCCGACAGAGACAAGACCAGCAUGCACUACCAGCAGGCCCAGCAGGAGGUAGCAUCGCUGCGUCGCGAGGUACUGAAAUCCAAGUCGUCGCGCGCAGCUAAGAGCAGUGUCACUGUGUCGGCUCAGAGCAUCCUGAAGCGCGUGGAGGCGGAGAGAGACGAGGCCAAGGUCGACCUCCACCGUAUGAGCACAGAGAGGGACAGUCUCAGGGAGAGACUCAAGAUCUCUCAGGAGACAGCCAUCAGUGAGAGGGCUCAUCUGGAGCAGAGGGUGGAGGACCUGCAGACAGCCAUUCUCACUCUGGAGCAUGAGCGGGGGGACCAGAAGAGCCGUCUUGCCCUGAUGAGGGAGUCCAUGAUGGGGCUGGAGGAGGAGGUCCACACCCUGGGCAGGAAGCUGACCGCUGCUGAGGACGAACACAGCAGGACCAAGAACGAGUGUGUCAUGCUGAGACUGUCCAACAGUGAGACACAGAACACCCUGAGUGACAGCCAGCGCAGACUGACCUCCCGCAUCGGAGAACUACAGAACUCCCAGGAGAGGAUCAAACUGCUGGACGAGAAGAACGACUCUUUACUGAGGCAGAUGUCUGGUCUAAGAGAGGAGGUGAGCAGUCUACAGUCCACCAUCACUGACCUGGACCAGAGGAGAGACUCCCUGCAGGAGCAGCUGGAGAACAAGACUGACCUCCUUAACUCAGCCCACAACCAACUGGACGACAAAGAGAAAACCAUCAGGAAUCUCAGGUUGUCCAUUGAGGAUCUGGAGACAUCAGCAGAGAGCGUUCGUGAGGAGCUGGCAGGGCGGGAGAUGGAGCUGGAGGCUUUGAGGAGGAGGCUGGGGGAUGCGGAGGAGGAGCUGGGAGCUUUGGCCAAGGUGAAGGAUUCCACCCUGAGGGAGAAUGCUCAACUCCAAGAGAAACUGGACAUGAGCCGCCUCAACAACCAGGCCCUGGAGCUGAAUUCUGAGGACUCUGCCCAGGAGGUGAAUGAGCUGCAGAGGAAGGUACAGGACUAUGUGGCUGACAUCUCCCGCAUCGAGAACCUGCUGUCCACCAAGGAGCGGGAGUGCAGGGAGCACCAGGAGGCUCGGCGGCGUGCGUCGGCCCAGGCCGAGAGCUGGGAGGGGCAGGCGCGGCAGGCGGAGGGGAGCAUCAGCGAGCUGAGGCUGGAGCUGAUGUCCUCAGACAUGGAGAGACACAGACUCAAGGAGAAGGUGGAGGCUCUGGAGGCCAGUCUGCAGGAGGCGUUGUCUGCAGAGCGGAGCUGCAGCAGCCAGGUGUCUCAGCUCAACAGGAGUCUGCUGCACACUGAGGAGCAGUUGAGACAGACCCAGGGGGAACACACCGCCACUCAUACUGACCUGGAGAAGACCAGGGAGCUCUGUGUCAAACUGGACUCCAGCAAGGAGGCUGUGCAGUGUGAGCUGGAGCUGCUCAGGAAGCAGCUGUCCAGUGAGCGUCUGAGCAUGAAGAGCCUGGAAUCCAUGCUGGUGUCCACCAGGGAGAAGGAGCUACACCGACAGCUCAACUCCCAGGAGAGACACACCGAGAUCCAGCUGCUCAGGGACAAACUCACCGCGGCCGACAGCAAGGCGAGCUCUCAGCGUAGAGAGGUGGCUACAUUGAGUACUCGUUCGGCACAGCUAGAGGCUGACCUGGACAUGACCAAAAGACAGCUAUCUACUGAGCGGUUUGAGAGGGAGAGGGCAGUGCAGGAGCUGCGUCGUCAGGGUCUGUCGUCAUCGUCCUCUGGCCUGCAUCCCUCCUCCCCUCACCUGCGUCGCUCCCUCAGCCCCAGCAGGCCCCUGUGGUCCACCCCAGACCACCUGGCCAGAGAGAGAUCCCCAGAGAGGAGCCUGGGGUUCAAGGACCUCUACGACUGAACAGAUCUCUCUCUCUGGAGGAAAGAUAACCCAACCUUCUCUCUAGUCCUCACUGUGCUAUGAUGUCAUUCUUCAACUCAAACCUGUGAUGUCAUGAUCAGGACCUCAGGUUCAGAACAACCCUCCUAGACCGGAAAUAGUUUCAACAAGUGUUAUCUCAAAUGUAUUUUUUAUUCAAUUGUACAAAUGAACUGACAUCACUGUGUUUGGUUGUGUGUAUUGAUCUGUAAAAUGUGUGACCAUUCAGUAUAUUUUUGAUGAAGAUUUGAUUCAAAUGAAUUAUAGCUAAAAGAGGGAAUGAUGUUCUUUCAUUAAUGUAUUCUAUUUUUUGUUCUGGUUUACUUUUCAGUCAUAAGUCAGUUGAACCUUGCCGAAUGGUACUGUAGGCUACAUGUUCAACUGGCCACUCAGUGUGUCUCUUCCCCUGGAAUGCUUUGUUCUCUAAAUCAUAGAUGGGAAACUGGUGGUCUGCACAGCCCCCCUUUGUAGGCCUGCGGAUCAAUUUACAAAAUGUGUUAUUUAGAUUUAUUGUUGCUGGGGUCUCAACUUACUGUUGAGAGUUAGAAUAGUAGACGGUGCAAUUGUGCAUCAGUAGUUUUUCUCUUGUAAUGUCAGUCACUGACGGUCACUCAAUUAGCCCGUCAGCAAAUUUGAGUUAGGAUUGGUAAAUUAGUCGAGCCAUCUAAAUUUAUAUUAAUCUUGGUCAAAUUACCGACUGGGGGCCCCCAUUGAUAAUGUUAUUCACUCUCAGAUAUAUUAAAAACUGCAAUUAUUUCUCUCCAAUCUAUGGCAAAAUUAAUAGAAUUGCAGGAAAUUAGCUGUAACUGCUCAUUUUUCUCUGCCCCAUUGCAUAAGAGCAGAAUUGCAUGAAAUUAGCCUAGUGGUUAGAGCGUUGGGCCAGUAACUGAAAGGUUGCUGGAUCGAAUCCCCGAGCUGACGAGGUAAACAAGGCAGUUAACCCACUGUUCCCCGGUAGACCUUCAUUGUAAAUAAGAAUUUGUUCUUAACUGACUUGCUUAGUUAAACAAAAGUUAAAUACAUUUUUUUUACAUAAAAUAUACAAUUUCUAAGUCUUCUCUCAGCCCAAUGGCAAAAUGUUUAUAAUUGCCUCGAUCUUGCUUUAAAACGGCAACAUUUUCUCUUCGCCCAAAGGCAAAAUGUGGAAAACUGCAGGAAAUGAAGUGAAACAUAAAUGUUUUCUCUCUGCUGCCACUAAAAUGUUUUGCUCACAA
Oncorhynchus nerka (sockeye salmon) is the source of this 4294-nucleotide messenger RNA. RefSeq names its product testis-specific gene 10 protein-like. The transcript is spliced from 18 exons. The record is from RefSeq and is a predicted model, not a curated record. Lineage: Eukaryota; Metazoa; Chordata; Actinopteri; Salmoniformes; Salmonidae. Bases 684 to 3062 code for a protein of 792 amino acids.